Molecule: messenger RNA, 2607 nt
Organism: Ipomoea nil (Japanese morning glory)
Lineage: Eukaryota; Viridiplantae; Streptophyta; Magnoliopsida; Solanales; Convolvulaceae
Product: G-type lectin S-receptor-like serine/threonine-protein kinase At4g27290
Exons: 7
Coding region: 28-2607 (859 amino acids)
Biological process (GO): recognition of pollen; protein phosphorylation
Molecular function (GO): ATP binding; protein serine/threonine kinase activity
Source: RefSeq, a predicted model, not a curated record
AAGAAACAAACAGAGCUAAUAUUCUCAAUGGGAAGUAAUCUUCUUUUGUUCAUUGCUUUAAUGCCUUUAGUUUCAAUUCAGAAGAUUUCUUCUGCACGGGAUGCCAUUAACUCCACUGAUUUCCUUAGAGACGGUGACACCAUUGUUUCUUCAGGUGGAGUCUUCGAGAUGGGAUUUUUUAGCCCAAACAAUUCAUUGAAUCGAUACGUUGGCAUAUGGUACAAGCAAUUGCCUAUUCGAACCGUAGUAUGGGUUGCCAAUAGAGAUGCUCCCAUCACCAAUAAAUAUUCAGUGGUCUUGCAGAUGUUCAAUCCAGGCGGGCUAGCUCUUGUUGGUGGUAACAAUUCCAUAUUUUGGCAUACUAACACUUCCAAUUUCGUCCAAAAUCCAGUUGCCAGAUUAUUAGAUUCUGGGAAUCUAGUGAUUACUGAUGCAAAUGAUAGUAAUCCAGAGAAUUUUCUGUGGCAAAGUUUUCAUCAUCCUACAGAUACUCUUUUGCCAGGCAUGAUGUUUGGAAAGAAUUUCCUUACUGGUAUUGAGAUUAUUCUAUCAUCAUGGAAGACAGAAAACAAUCCAGGCUCGGGGGAAUAUAAACUUCUGGUUGAACCUACAGGAUAUCCACAAGUGCUCAUAAAACGAGGCCGGGAGGAAGUGUUUCGGUCAGGACCAUGGAAUGGUCUGGAAUGGAACGGCUCACCAGGCAUGGAGAAGUUGGAAGAUAUGGCCGAAAUGGGUGCAAUUGCUAAUGCAACUGCCUUUUAUGCAUACUAUAAGGUUUUUAAAACCUCAAAGUUGAUAAGGUUAAUAAUAUCAACCUCUGGGAAUAUACAAUUCUAUUUAUGGGCAGAUGGUUCACAGGAAUGGAAAAUUGUGUUUACUGCACCAACAGACACUUGUGACAGAUAUGGAUAUUGUGGAGCUUAUAGUAUCUGUUACUAUGAUUACUACCCUGCUUGUGGAUGUUUGGACAAAUUUUUGCCUAAAAAUCCAGUAGAAUCCAAGUCUGAAUAUUUAGGAGCAGGAUGCGUUCGGAGGACACGCUUGAAUUGUCAAAAUGCAUCCUCUGAUGGAUUCAUUAAAUAUAGUGGUGUCAAGUUGCCAGAUACAAAGUUUUCCUGGUUCAACAGCAGUAUGAGCCUUCAAGAAUGUGAGCAAGUUUGCUUGAAGAAUUGCAACUGUACAGCUUAUUCAAAUAUGAAUAUAAGCAAUGGAGAAAAUAAUGGGUGUUUGCUUUGGUUCGGUGAUUUGAUUGACCUUAGACUGAUACCUGAGAAAGAGCAAGAUCUUUUCAUCAGGAUGGCUUCUUCUGAUUUAGAUUAUACUUCAAGCUCAAAGAGCAAGAAAUUUAAGAAACUAAAAGUGACUUCAUCAUUGUUGAUUGUACUGCUGGCUUUGAGCUUGACUAUGAUUAUGAUACUCUAUAAACGGAAAGGGAAGGUGAUGGAACCAAUUCAACCAGAGUUGUUAUUGGUAGAGGAUCAGACACUAUUUGAAGCAUCUACAAUUAUAAGAGCUACGGAUAAUUUUUCACUAAGGAACAAGAUUGGAGAGGGAGGAUAUGGACCUGUGUACAAGGGAGUUCUAGAUGAUGGUAGAGAAAUAGCUGUAAAACGGCUUUCAAAGAAUUCUAUGCAAGGGAUUGAAGAGUUCAAAAAUGAAGUCAAUUUUAUUGCCAAACUUCAACAUCGGAAUCUCGUGAGUCUUAUUGGAUGGUGUAUUAAAGGGGAAGAAAAGAUGUUGAUAUAUGAAUAUAUGCCAAACAAAAGUCUCGACUCAUUUAUAUUUGGUAUACUUAAAUCAUCUAUAACAUUGCUUAAUUGGACAAAACGGUUCAACAUUAUCAAUGGAAUUGCUAGAGGGCUUUUGUAUUUACACCAAGAUUCGCGAUUAAGAGUUAUUCAUAGAGAUCUCAAAGCUAGUAACAUUUUGUUGGAUAUUGACAUGAAUCCAAAGAUAUCAGACUUUGGCCUAGCUAGAAGCAUUGGAGGAAAUGAAUUUGGAGCAAAUACAAGCCGAGUAGCUGGAACACAUGGUUACAUGUCACCGGAGUAUGCAGGAAAUGGGAUGUUUUCUACUAAAUCAGAUGUCUUCAGCUUUGGUGUCUCAGUACUAGAAAUUGUGAGUGGAAAACGAAAUAGAGGAUUUUCUCACCAAGAAUACUAUGAGAACCUUCCUAGCUAUGCUUGGAAGCUUUAUAAAGAUGGUAGAUCAAUUGAACUACUAGAUGAGAAUUUGGUUGUAUCAUGCAAUUUGACUCAAGUUCUAAGAUCGAUUCAAGUUGGGUUAUUAUGUGUUCAACAACACCCAGAAGAUAGACCAAACAUGUAUUCCGUUGUUCAAAUGUUAUCCAGUGAUGCUGAAUUGCCCAUUGCUAAAGAGCCUGGGUUUUUUACCGGAAGGGCAAUUGAGACCCAAAGGAUGGCGGUUCUUGAUGCCAUCGACAUGGUCUUGGGUGGCAUGGUGACGAUGGAUGAUAGGAACUUUGAUGAACCAUUGUGUGUGUUUUACCGUAUUUGUGUAACUGUGGACAUAACGAAGUCGCUAAAAAAGGGCAUGAAGCUUAAGAUGGAUAACGGGGAUUGGGCCACGAUUGAUUUUUCUCUAUGA